CUGAAAUGAAAAUUUAUGGGGAGCCGCCAAUAAGCGUUUCGGCUUCAUAGACCGGGGGUGAAUUUUAGGGUAGAUAGACCAGACCGCUUGCCGACUAAAUGGAAAAUCAAUAUUACUAUCAUCCGACCCCAUGUGACUAGGGGCUGCUACUUUCAGUGUUAUUCUUUAAUGUGCGAAAACCGGUUUUGGCGCAAAGCAAAUUCAAAUACGAAUAACUGUUCAAGGGCACAUUGUGCGUUAAAAUUUUUGAAAGUAGGAAUUUUAAUACUCGAUUUUAGUGAAUUUUUGUGCUAAGUGUCGCUCAAAUUAUCAACAGGUAGAGCCUAGCAUGUCUUGUUCUGAACUUGUUCUUACUUAUCGAAUCGUAGCUUUAAUUACUGUAGACUCAUACUAAUGUAAAACUCAUAUGGCAGAAUAAAAGCAACAUAGUUAUUUAGAUCCCCCUAUAGUUGCUAAAAAGUAGACUAAAUAAUAAGUAAUAUGGCUCGUUGAUCACCCAUAAGUAUUUUGGUUUAUUGCCAAUAUGCAAUCAAACACGGGCCCACCAUCUAGAGACGUCAUCAGGCUUGAACCUCUGGGAAAAUUUAAACAAACUCAGAAUGGCAACAUCCGAUCACAAGGUACAAAUCAUGCUCAAAUCACCCACUCCAUCUGUCAAUCAUCUCCUCUUAUACAUAACCCCUGUGACACAGGCGGUGUUGCAGGAACUGAUAGCCCAACUGGCCAACCCCAAAAGAAGACGCUUUAUGAAAAUAAUGGGGUGGCUGCCUGUAGCCACAACAGAGCUCUCUGCAUUGCUACCAUCGUCUUUGCUCUUCUUUUCACUAUUGCCAUUAUCAUCGCUUUCACUGGACCACAAAGUGCUUUAUUUACAGACUGCACAUGUGCCGGGGAGAAACCACCAAAUUACGUGGACGAAGAGUCAAACCUGACAAGAACUUUCAUUCCCAGAGCUACAAAUGGACAAAUCUUCCCUUGGAACAACGUUCGUCUUCCUACCACCCUGAAACCUUCUAGAUAUAACUUAACAAUCCAUCCCAACAUAACGACUUUAGAAGUCAGGGGACAAAUAUCCAUUGAAUUCCAUUGCGAAAAAGAGACUAACUUCAUAAUUUUACAUAGUCAUAAUAUGACGAUAUUAGAUAAAAUAAUUCAAGAUAGGCGAGGGCAUAAUUUGACAAUUGUCAAAAUGUUAGAAUAUACUAGAGGGCAACAACUUUAUAUGGAAAUAAAAGAAAAGUUUAAGAAGAAGCACAACUAUACAUUAAAAAUUAGAUUUAAUACUAAAUUAAAUAAAGAACAAGAAGGGUUUUAUAUAUCCAGUUAUACUGGUCUGGAUAGUGAAAAAAAAUAUUUGGCUGCAACGCAUUUUGAACCGACUUAUGCACGAACUGCCUUUCCAUGUUUUGAUGAGCCCCAUUUUAAGGCUAAAUUUAAAUUAACUAUUUUCAGAGAUAGAUUUCACAUAGCGCUUUUCAAUACACCAGUAGUUAAUACAGAUGAUCUUGGGUUUUACAUGGGUACCGGAUUGCUAAGGGACGAUUUUCAAGAAACCGUACCAAUGAGUACCUACUUAGUAGCAUUUAUUGUAUGUGAUUAUACAAAUUUAAGAAAUCAAACCGAUAGAGGAGUUUCAGUGUCCGUUUAUACACCACCGCCAUUUAAAGCUAAAGCGAGAUUCGCUUUAGAUAUUGCCAGCCGUUCCUUGGACUAUUUUGAAGACUUUUUUGGAAUACCCUAUCCUUUGCCAAAGUUGGAUCUGGUCUCUAUACCCGGAUUCUUGGAAGACGCAAUGGAAAAUUGGGGCCUAAUCACUUAUCGCGAAACGACUACUUCUUAUAGCUCCAAAGAACCAUCUACUUCCAUCGAUCAAUGGAUAACGACAACAAUUACCCAUGAGAUUGUGCAUCAGUGGUUUGGAAAUUUAGUAACAAUGAAAUGGUGGACAGAUAUAUGGUUAUAUGAAGGAUUUACAACAUAUUUACAAUAUCUAGGUGUUAAUAAUUAUUAUCUGGAAUGGAAGAUGAUGGAUCAAUUCAUUUUGGAUAAAACUCAGCCUGCCAUGACAUUAGAUGCGUUAGUCAGUAGUCAUCCAAUAAAUGUCGCUGUACACGACCCCUACGAAAUUAAAACUAUUUUUGAUACUAUUUCUUAUAGCAAGGCAGCCGCAAUUAUACACAUGCUGAGCACUUUUUUACAAGAAGAUACUUUACAAAAUGGACUUAACGAUUAUCUUUCUACAUACAAAUAUACAACAGCUGAAACCAAGGAUUUAUGGAAUACUUUUAGUAAAAAUGCUAACCAGACUUUAGAUGUGAAAACUAUUAUGGAUACAUGGACUCACCAAAUGGGUUUUCCUUUAGUGACAUUAACCAAAGAAGGAAACGAAAUCGUAGCUUCUCAAAAACGAUUUCUCCUAUCGGUAAAAACUGGAAAUGAUAGCUUACUGCCAAAAUCCAAGUAUGAUUACAAAUGGUAUAUUCCUUUAUCUUUUAUCACAAAUAACGAUAGUGAAGUUAACAACAUUUGGAUGAAUAUGACUGACGUAAGAUUUGAAGUCGAAGCAGAUUUAAAAUGGAUAAAAGCAAACAUCAAUCAGACAGGAUUCUACAGGGUAAUGUACGAAACAGAAAUGUGGCACUCUCUAAUCAAUAUCCUGAAGACAAACCAUACCAUCUUCAGUGCUGCCGACAGAGCUAAUCUUAUUGAUGAUGCGUUUACAUUAUGCAGAGCUGGUCUAUUGAAUGCAACAAUACCACUGGAAUUAUCCACUUAUUUAAUAAAAGAAAAAGAUUACGUACCAUGGGCCACUGCAAUAGGUCAUUUUGAGAAUUGGGCUAGAAGAAUGUCAGAAUCACUGCCAUAUAAACUAUUUUUGAAUUAUAUGAGAAAUCUAUUGCGUCCUAUCUCUAACUAUGUUGGAUGGAAGAAUUCGGAUGACCAUGUAAAACAGCUUUUGCGAGCCAAAGUAUUAUCAGCAGCUAUUUUAUGCGAAUUAAACGAAACAGUAAACGAAGCCAAAUCAAUAUUUCAAAAAUGGAUGGUUCAUAAUAAAACAAUUGAUCCCAACUUAAAAGAAGCUGUCUAUUCUGCUGGCAUAAAGUUCGGUGGAAUGACCGAAUGGCAAUUUUGUUGGAAUACUUAUAAUAGUUCACAAAUACCAAGUGAAAGGAGAUUGCUUUUAAAAGCACUUGGACAGCCUAGAGGUGAUCCUUGGUUAUUGCAAAGAUAUCUAAUUGAAACGCUGGAUAAAAAUACCAUUAAACCAGAAGAUGUAAAAAUAGUAUUGGCCGUGGUUGCAGCUAAUCCAGAAGGUAAACUAUUAGCUUGGAGACAUUUGAAAGCUUACUGGCCAACGAUGCACUCGCUUUUUGGAAACUCAACUUCCAUGAUGGGUAGUCUCAUAUCGGCGGUUACUGCAUAUUUAUCUACCCCUUAUGAUUAUUAUGAAGUCACAACGUAUUUUAACGGUAUGAACGUCGAAUCGGCCUCAAGAGCUUUAGAACAAAGUUUGGAAAUCAUCCAACUGAACAUAAACUGGCUCAAUAAGAAUAAAGAAGACAUUUAUACUUGGUUGCGCAGAAAAGUUAAUUAAACAAACUUUUUAUUUAUUCGAUUGACGAAUCUGAUAAUCUAGUCAAUAUUAUUUAGGUAAAAUAUUUUUUUUCCAGACAGGAAACUAUCUCAAACAACCAACGCCUAAUUUUUUAUGUUAGAGAAUAGAAUAAUUAUUAAGAAUUUUUGAUAUAUACUGUUUGACAAAAAAAACGCAUCACCCCAUAGAAGUAUAAAUAUUUAUUAACCAAAUUUUCUACAUAAUAUGCUUGGGCUAUUAAAAGUAAAAUUUAAUUUAAAAAAAAUAAAUAUAAAAAUAAAGUAACAUUUUAUCAAUAGGUAAUUGUUAUUUUUUACACCAUUAACAUAUGUAGAAAAUUUGUUAAAAAAGAUACACUUUUAGUGUUUUUUUUGUCACAUAGUAUAUUUUUCAGUAGUAUUAAUUACAAAGCUUCUUUUAUGUAAAUUGAUAAAUGAUUUUAUACCUGUUUGUAUAUAUUUUUUGUCAGGUUUGCCCCUAUGCGGCUUAUGUAUGCACAAAUCUUAUGAUCCAGAACCAUUAUUUGUUCUUAAAGCUGAUUCGUCCAUCGAAUUCCCAACAUAGAGACAUGUUUUACUUGUGAUGUUUCAAUUUAUCAUGCUUUCGUUCGUAACUUUUCUUAUUGAUUAAUAUUUUUCUAUUUUUAUAACUGUAUAUAAGGAACAAAAAUAGACGUGCUAUUAAAGUAUUAAAUGGUUGGACAAUGUUAAUAAAUAAUUAAAUGUGAAUUAAAAUAUUAUUUUUAUACUAGACGGAAAAAAAGAACAUUUGAAAUAUUGCCUUCUUGACUCUUGUAUAGUAUCAUAGUACCUACCUAUCUAUAUUGUACUUUUUUUUAUACCAGUUUACCUACAGAUAUUAUUAGGUACCUAUAUAGUUAUUACAGUCCAGUUCUAUCCUUUUUGCCAUAUAUUGUAUGUAACUUAAUUUAUUAUUUAGUGUACCUAACUACAUGAGUAUAUGUUAUUCUAUAUUUUAUAAAACAAAAUAUAUUUUCCAGUUCCUACAUU
Ceutorhynchus assimilis (cabbage seed weevil) is the source of this 4605-nucleotide messenger RNA. The record is from the annotation of a GenBank genome assembly. NCBI's taxonomy places the organism in Eukaryota, Metazoa, Arthropoda, Insecta, Coleoptera, Curculionidae.